Messenger RNA from Aureobasidium vineae, 364 nucleotides. NCBI's taxonomy places the organism in Eukaryota, Fungi, Ascomycota, Dothideomycetes, Dothideales, Saccotheciaceae. The record is from the annotation of a GenBank genome assembly.
GACGAUUCAAAUGUCGCAAGAGAUAAUCCACGCAUACCGCCAUCUCCUCCGAACAUCUCUCCAAGCAAUCCGCUACGCAAAACCCGCCCGCUUCACUCUACAAUCCCACCUCCGCUCCUCGUUCCGCAACCCCACAUCUCCCUUCGACUCGCAACAAAUAUCGCAGACUUUGGAGUUUUUGAACAACGCUGCAAAAUACAAAGGGCUCGAGGACAAGGUAGUGAAGAAUUUGAUGCACGUCUGGGGCUGUAGACAUAGGGAUGUGCCCACUGCCCUGAAGGAUAUGAGAUUGAGAGAUGCUGCCUAUGAGAGGUUUGAUGAUCAAGUGAAGAUGCUGGAACACACUUUGGGCAUACGACUUGGA